AUGGAUGGCACUGUAUUGGAUAAUCAUACUCUCUAUCGACAGCUAGUUGGAGGACUCGUCUACUUAACUAUCACCCGACCAGACAUCGCCUAUCCAGUUCUUGCAUACUCCAAUGCUGAUUGGGCUGGUGAUCCCACUGAUCGUCGUUCUACUAUUGGUUACUGUUUGUUUCUUAGCGAUGCUCUCAUUUCUUGGCGUGCUAAGAAGCAAACGUUCACUGCUAGAUCGAGCACAGAAGCUGAGUACCGUGCCCUCGCUAACACUACUGUUGAGGUUAUAUCGAUUCGUUGGCUUUUCGAAAAUUUGGGUGCUCCUCAGUCGUCCCCUAUUGAUGUUUUUUGUGACAACCGCAGGGCUAUUUAG
Messenger RNA from Arachis stenosperma, 363 nucleotides. RefSeq lists its product as uncharacterized. NCBI's taxonomy places the organism in Eukaryota, Viridiplantae, Streptophyta, Magnoliopsida, Fabales, Fabaceae. Bases 1 to 363 code for a protein of 120 amino acids. The transcript is spliced from 2 exons. The record is from RefSeq and is a predicted model, not a curated record.